UUUUUAUUUUUAUUUUUUUGCUAAGUUUCUUUUCUCUUUCUUUAUACGCUAUAUAUACACACACAAAUGUACUUCUCAUACGGACCUACAUCUUCCUGUUCUCUCUCUCUCUCUCUCUCUCUCUCUCUUUCUCUCCCCCCCUGUUACGAAGCACUCUUAACCUUUGAUCGAACAAACGCAUUAAGAUUCGAAAGAAGUCUCAGUACUGCCACCAUGGGAAGAUCACCUUGUUGUGACAAAGAUGGGCUCAAGAAGGGCCCAUGGACUCCCGAAGAAGAUCAGAAGCUCAUCGACUAUAUUCAGAAGAACGGCUAUGGAAACUGGAGAACUCUUCCUAAGAAUGCCGGGCUGCAAAGGUGUGGAAAAAGCUGUCGUCUUCGCUGGACCAACUAUCUGAGGCCUGAUAUCAAAAGAGGCAGAUUCUCUUUCGAAGAGGAAGAGACAAUAAUCCAACUCCAUAGUAUAUUGGGAAACAAGUGGUCCGCCAUUGCGGCUCGCUUGCCCGGAAGGACGGACAACGAGAUCAAGAACUAUUGGAACACCCACAUCAGGAAAAGGCUUCUCAGAAUGGGAAUCGAUCCGGUUACUCAUAGCCCUCGGCUUGAUCUUCUCGACGUCUCCUCGAUUCUGAGCUCGUCUCUCUAUAACCCUUCCCAAAUGAAUCUGUCAAGGUUGCUAGGAGUUCAACCAUUUCCUAAUUACCCAGAACUUCUAAAACUAGCCACUUCGCUAUUCUCUUCUUCUCAGCAAGAAAACCCGAGCAUCAAUCUCUUGCAGCAAAACGUUCAAGGCCAAUUGCCACCACUGGUUCAGCAAAAUGUUCCGAUGCUUAAUGAAACAGAAUUGGUGGAACCAAAUGUGGAGCAAUUCUCGUCACAUUUAGCCAACUUUGGCUCGGAAAGUUGCCAGCUAAACGAAUGGCAAAACGGUGGAAAUAUUCCUUACAACUUGACAGAAGAAGACUAUGCAAGCUCUCUACAAAACUACGGCUAUUUCGGCUCUGAAAGCUCAAAUUUCCUCAGCUUUCCAUCGGCCUUAUCAAAUCUGUCGACGCCUUCGUCGAGCCCCGCGCCGAUGAAUUCGAACUCGACGUACAUCAACAGCAGCAGCACUACUACCACUGCCGAGGAUGAGAGGGAAAGCUAUUGCAGCAGCAUGAACACGUUCAAGUUUGAAAUCCCAGACAUGCUUGAUGUGAAUGAGUUCAUGAGUAAUUAAUUAAUUUAAUCGGAAAUUAUGAAACUGAUCAACAACAGAGAGUGGUUUUUGAAAUCCUGUGGGCUUCUUCUCACUUUGUUGACGCUUCUUGUAAAAUUCAAUUUCUUAGUAAUCUGUUAGUACUUAAUUAGUUGUGCCCCAAAUUGCAGCAUCACAAUGUUCUCUUCAGUUCUUAAAUCUCUCUUCGUGAAACUUUCCAUUAUUGAUAUGUAUAUUCUAAUUUCAUUUUCUUCUUUUUUAUGUA
Molecule: messenger RNA, 1462 nt
Organism: Diospyros lotus (date-plum)
Lineage: Eukaryota; Viridiplantae; Streptophyta; Magnoliopsida; Ericales; Ebenaceae
Product: transcription factor MYB102-like
Exons: 3
Coding region: 67-1218 (383 amino acids)
Source: RefSeq, a predicted model, not a curated record